Molecule: messenger RNA, 1329 nt
Organism: Gordionus sp. m RMFG-2023
Lineage: Eukaryota; Metazoa; Nematomorpha; Gordioida; Chordodea; Parachordodidae
Product: 52 kDa repressor of the inhibitor of the protein kinase-like
Exons: 5
Coding region: 1-1329 (442 amino acids)
Source: RefSeq, a predicted model, not a curated record
AUGGAUAUUAGACUUUUUUUAAAAAACGCUGAAGGUGAAAAUCAUGCCAAAAAGCAAAAAAAGUACAAUGAUCAUCCAUAUGAUAUAGCCAAUUUUUUAGAUAAAGAUAAUAUUAGCCUAGAAGAAAGACAUAUACUUCUUAAAAAGAUUUAUAUUCCACCCCUUAAUUUUCAAUAUCCCCAAACUUUAUGUGCUAAUCGAAAGUUAAAAUUUCAAAAUAGCUAUUUUACAAGGUGGUUAUGGCUAGCACACUCCAUCCGAAACAGUGGAGCAUAUUGCAAAAUAUGUGUCCUGUUUGGACCACGAUAUGCUGGCAUAAAUCUAGUUAAGCUUAACACUCUUGUUAAGACUCCUUUCAAUAAAUACAAAGAUGCGGGGGAGAUUUUUGACAAUCAUCAGAAAACAAAUUAUCACAAAAGCUGUGAAUUGAUGAUUUCCUCAAAAGAAUCAAUUCAAAAGGGGGAUAUGAUUCCCAUUUCAGCAAUAAUUGAUAAAAAUAGGAUUAAAAUUGCAAAAGAAAAUAGAGGCAAGAUAAAACUAACUAUUGAGGCUAUUUUAUAUUGUGGCUUGCAAGGCCUAGCACUUCGUGGCCACAGGGAUUCAGGAAGCUUAAAUUUUAAUAAUAAUGAUAACGAAGGUAAUUUCCGUGGACUUUUAAAAUUUAAAGCAUUAGGAGAUCCUGUAUUAAUGGAGAGCCUCAUUAGUACCAAUAAAAAUGCUACUUAUCUCAGCCCUAGGAAUCAAAAUGAGAUAAUUGAUAUUUGCAACAAUAUCAUUUUAGAAAAAUUGAUUGUUGAAAUCAAUUCUGCCCCAUGCUUCUCAAUUUUGGCAGAUGAGACCACGGACAUUGCUGGCAUUGAGCAGAUGUCGUUGUGUGCGCGAUAUGUAGAUACUCAUAAAAACAUUAUCAAGGAAAUGUUUCUCCAAUUUAUUCCUGUUUCAAGCAUGACUGGGUCUGCUUUAGCUGAUAUAAUAUUUGUGAAUCUUAAAAAAUUAAAACUAAAUAUAAAUAUGAUACGUGGGCAAGGGUAUGAUGGAGCACGUGCAAUGAUACAAUUCAAUGGGCUUCAGGCAUUUAUUAAAAAAAAAUGCCCCGCUAUAUAUUUCCACUGUGCUGCCCAUUCACUCAACUUAGCAAUAUCGGAUUCAUGUUCUUUACCAUUGAUAUCAAAUUGCUUAGGUAAAAUAUCUAGCAUCUAUGAGAUGUUUAGAUACCCCAAGCGUCAAAAUAUUUUGAACAGAAUUAUAUCUGAAACUCCUGGCCCAACAAGGAGAAAAAAUUGCAAAAAGCUUGUCCAACAAGAUGGAGUCUUCGACAUCAAGCAGUAA